CUGGGAGGAUUUUAUUAAAGAGAAAAAUAAAACAAAGUGUGCGCACAGCGGAGAUUCAACAUUCACUCCUGCUGUAAACGAGCGAGGAAACUGUGGACAGAUGAGAGAAAGUGAAUUGGGAGCGUUUGGAGUCGCUUUUGUUGGACACUCUGCCCUCUGGCACCGCUGCUGCUAACAGCGGCUCUUUGUGCUGCAGGCUGCCGCUUUUUCCUUCAGGGAGAAAGGCUCCAAGAUAGAUUCCCUCAGGAGUAAAGUGGAUCUGCUGCGCCUCCCUCUGGCCCUCUCUACCAAGUCCAUCAGCAACUGCAAGAGCCAGUUGGGAGUGGUCUGGGACAAGGGCGGUUUGGGGACAGGAGUGGCCCGGAAACUCCGCCCACCGCCGAUCACUGACAUGGACAACGAGUCAACGUACUCGGGAUACUCUUACAAGUCAUCCCACUCGAGGAGUUCCCGCAAACACAGGGAGAGAAGGGACAGGCAUCGCUCUAAGAAUCGCGAUGGCAGCAUCCGUGGAGAGAAAUCUGUGGUCAUCCAGGCUCCGGGGGAGUCGCUGCUGGACGCAGAUUCCCCCAGAGAGGACGACAGGGAUGACAACUGGGGUGAAACGACCACGGUGGUCACCGGCACCUCUGUGGACAGCAUCUCAAACGAGGACCUGACGCAGCUAUCUAAGGACUCAGGCGACUCUUCAGCGCUGGAGUGCCGGCGUUACAUCAGCCCAGCGCUGGGUGUCAUUCUGGGGUUCGUCUCUCUGAUCACUCCACUGGCCUUCUUGGCCCUCCCACAGCUCUUGUGGCGGGACUCACUGGACCCUUGCGGCACGCCGUGUGAAGGCCUUUACAUUUCACUCGCCUUCAAGCUCCUGAUCCUCCUCAUCUCCACGUGGGCGCUGUUUCUCCGCCCGCCCAGAGCCGCUCUGCCACGCUUCUUUGUGUUUCGCUGUCUGCUGCUUGCGCUGGUCUUUCUCUUCGUGGCGUCCUAUUGGCUCUUCUAUGGGGUGCGAGUGCUGGAGCCCAGAGAGACAGACUACAGGGGGAUUGUGGGCUAUGCGGCAUCUUUGGUGGACGCGUUGUUGUUCAUUCAGUACCUAGCCCUGGUGCUGCUGGAGGUCAGACACCUGCAGCCUGCUUUCUCUCUGAAGGUUGUGAGGAGCACAGAUGGAGUCAGCCGCUUCUACAAUGUGGGACAUCUCAGCAUUCAGAGGGCCGCAGCGUGGGUUCUCGAUCAGUACUACAGCGACUUUCCGGUUUAUAACCCUGCGUUGCUUAACCUCCCCAAGUCCAUCCUCACCAAGAAAAUGUCUGCUUUCAAAGUCUACAACCUGGGGGAAGACAACAGCACCAACAACUCCACAGGCCAGUCCAGAGCCAUGAUUGCAGCGGCCGCUCGGAGAAGAGACAACUCCCACAACGAGUACUACUAUGAGGAGGCCGAGGUGGAGCGGAAGGUCCGCAAAAGAAAAGCCAGGCUGGUGGUGGCAGUAGAAGAAGCUUUUACCCACAUCAAACGUCAUCAGCAGGAAGAUGCAGUCACUUCCUCUCCCAAACACCCGCGGGAGGUGAUGGACCCCAGGGAGGCAGCUCAGGCCAUAUUUGCCCCCAUGGCACGGGCCAUGCAGAAGUACCUUCGUGCAACCAGGCAGCAGACUUACCACAGCAUGGAGAGCAUCAUCAACCACCUGCAGUUCUGCAUUACCCACAACAUGACACCAAAGGCUUUCCUAGAGCGUUACCUCGUCCCGGGCCCCACCCUGCAAUACCUGGACAGCAACAGGGGGCGCCAGUGGACACUAGUGAGCGAGGAGCCAGUGACCGCCUCUCUGCGUCAAGGCCACGUCUUCAGCCUGAGGCGCCUCGACCUUUCUCUGAUUGUGACAGUAACGCCGCUUCCUUUCUUGCACAUAGCCGAAGAGUUCAUUGACCCCAAAAGCCACAAGUUUGUCAUGAAGCUUCAGUCAGAGACGUCUGUGUAGGAGGGGAGAGGCACCGGGCAAGGCAGAGGAGGGGCAGGAUGUCGCAUCAUAUGUACUAAUAACUGAGGGCUAAUUUUGGGGGGGAUUUUUUAUGUAUAUUUUGUUUUUUCUUUAUUUACUUUGCAGUAUUAAAAACCUGAUUGUCAUGACUGUUUUUCAGAGUGUGAGACAGGAAGGUCUUUACUGACAUGAAUAUAGGAAAAACACCAAGGCUACAAAAACAGCAGGUCGCUGACCAUCUUCCGUUUACUUGCUUGUAAAACUGCUGACUGUUAACUUCGCUAAGUGAUUCUACUUCCUGUUGUUGCAUUUUGUUUGCUCUUUAAAUUUGAUUUUUGAUAAAUGUGUUAUUACUGCACCAUUUACCUAAGAUCCACCCAUGAUAGAUCCAUGUAAUAUACUGAUUGGCUGUGGAAAAUAUUCAAUUGUUUUUACUGUUCAAAAUGACCUUUUCCUAUGCAAUCAGACCUGAAUGGCUUUACUUUACUUUAUCUUUCUCAGACUUUAGCUCAGUUCUCUUUUCUUUUUUUAGCAUCUUCUUUUUUCCUUUUUUUAGUUCCUGACAGACUGACUAUGAAAAUAAAUGAACAGAGAACUUUACUAAAAGUUUGCCUGACAUUUAUAGACAGCUUUCAUAGCCUAAAUGUGGAGACAUGAAACCAUCUUUGAACUAUUUCUUCUUAUAUUUUUUAUUCCACUGAAUGAAGGUGAAAUGCUAACUUUGCAAUAAAUAUGAAAUUUUAAGCAAGUUGGGAAGGACAAUUUGACUGUUUCAGAAACACGUUUUGUGUUGUUUAUGUGGUUUGGUCACUCAGUGAGAGGUCCAUCAAUAGAAAUGUCUGACAUGAUAGAGGAAAAAAGCUAAAUUAAGAGCAGGGCCUGGAGCCUGUCCCAGCUAUCAUAGCUCAAGAGGUAACUGGGCUAACAAAGACAAGCAGACAACCACAUUUACCAGUUGAACUCUGCACAGAUGGUUGUUUUGAACCCAGAACCUUCUUGCUGUGAGGCAACAGUGCUAACCGCCGCACUAUGCACUUCCCACUUUAUAAAGUUUUUCCCUAUAAGCAAAAAUGCUACAUUCAAUAAUUUACAUUGGCCUCAUGAAUACAUUUAUUCUUUACAGCCUAUUUUAAUUGGAUUAAUAAUAGCGAUGCAUUAAUGGUAAAGUCGGGCCUUUACUAGCAGCGGGCCUGUAAGGGAACAGCUGAUAUUGGGCUCUUUUUUGAAACCCAGAAGCUCUUAAGCUAAAAAUCUCCUGCAAGUAUUUCAAAUUAAGAUCCUUAAAGAGUUUCAGUGCAUAGGUACCCUUCAUCACUGCAAGCAUUUACACAUACUAUAUGUACAAAUAGCUGGACGAGAUUAAAGGAUGAAAAUGAAACCCAGUGUUAAAAAGAGCACAAUUGUAUUGUUACAUUUCUGAAACUGAAGCAGUAGAAAUGCACACUAUGCUUAGGUGGUGCAGACAUUACACCAGCAGCAGCCGGAGUUUAUCUAGCCCUGUGCUAUGUCUGUAUAUGGGGGUCAACUUUCAUUGGUUAUGAGUAGAUGAAUCUAUACACUAACUAGAGCCUGGUUGUCUUGAGUAAUAACAUGAUUUUGAAUUAAAUGAUGGAUAUGAUUAUGUGUCUUUUGUCAUUCAAAUAUGUCUCUUUUUUUUACACUGCAGAUAGCCAAGUCACUGUUGAACAGUUUACAUUACAUUUGAGUGUUUCCCUUUUUUAAAAUGUAAUUUCAUUUUUUAUCAGUUGUGUUUUGCUGUCACUUUGUUGUGCUGAAAUUAAUCUCUAACACUUGUCUCUACGCACCACAGUCUUUUAAGUAAAUACUAUUUAGUCUUAAAAAAAAAGUAUUAAAUGAUGUCAGUCAA
This is a messenger RNA of Neolamprologus brichardi, 3839 nucleotides long. Its product is annotated as vang-like protein 2. The record is from RefSeq and is a predicted model, not a curated record. Gene Ontology annotation, cellular component: membrane. Gene Ontology annotation, biological process: multicellular organism development. Lineage: Eukaryota; Metazoa; Chordata; Actinopteri; Cichliformes; Cichlidae.